CACAUCUAGUCUCACUUUAGCAUACGGUUUAAUACAUGUAUCCUUCAUAUCUGCAUUUAUGAUGGACCAGAACUUUUGCAUCAUUUUAUGCAUCUUUUGUGUGUCUCAGUCGCUGAUGGCUUUUAACAUUGAUCCUUCAACCUGGAAAACGUUCACUGUAUCACAGAAUGUAUCCUUUGGCUAUAAGGUUAUACAGAAAGACACAAGUCUGAUCGUGAGUGAUCCUUUAAUUCAAAUCAGUCAAGAUCAAAGAGGACGGAUUUAUAACUGUUUGGUCACAGAAGGAACCUGCUCAUCACUGAACAUUAAUGUGCCCUCGGAAGCUGUCAGCAUGUCUCUUGGACUUUCCAUGGUUCAAGAUCCACAAUCUUCAAAGGUGGCGAUUUGUGGUCCAACCAUUCCAAAGAAAUGUGUAGCAGCUACCAACUACAGAGGCAUGUGCUUUAUCCGUGAAAACAAUGUGUUCAAAUCACCAAUACCAAGCCCUAAAUACAGAGACUGUCUUGGUCAGAUCGACAUAGCUUUUCUAUUAGAUGGAUCGGGGAGUGUAGGGGAGUAUGAUUUUGGGAUCAUGAAGACUUUUGUGACAAAUGUGAUCAGACGUUUUACUGAGCGGGAUGCACAGUUUGCCAUUGCACAGUACUCCAAUGGUUGUGAAAUUCAUUACAAUUUCAAUGAACUCAAAACUGAAGACAGCACAUGGGAGUCUAAGGUGACAAGUAUACGGUACUUUAUGGGUGCCACUUACACUGCAAAUGCCAUCCAAAAACUUGUGAAUGAGCUAUUUACAUCAGCUGGAGGGGCAAGACGAUCUGCCAAAAAAAUCUUGCUUGUCAUUACUGAUGGAGUGUCACAUGACAGGAACUCAUUGCCAUAUGUAGCAUCACUGGCAGAGGCAAAGAACAUAGUACGAUUUGCCAUCGGGGUUGGCAAUGCUUUUGCUGAUGCCAAUGCAAAAAAGGAGUUGAAUACAAUCGCUUCUGAUCCAGACAAUGAUUAUGUGUUUAAAGUGACAGACUUUACUGCACUAAAUAAUAUUCUUCAAAAACUGGAAGAGAAUAUUAUUGCGAUUGAAGGAACUCAGACUUCAGGUGAUUCUUCUAGAAUGGAGUUUGCACAGGAUGGAUUCAGCACAGCUUUCACAUCAUAUGGAAGUGUGUUAGUGAGUGCUGUGGGAGCUUUCCAGUGGAAAGGUGGAUAUCAGGAAUAUUUUCCAGACUUUUCCUUUCAAACAGGCAGUGAGCAUGAAAGCUAUCUAGGUUAUUCAAUGGCUGUUGCGAAUGUGGCAGGGACCAGCUAUGCUAUUCUAGGAGCUCCAAGAUACAAGCAUCAAGGACAAGUCAUCGUAUCACAAAUCAGAGCCUAUCAUGAUAAACAGCUGGACUCUCCCAGGCCUCAGAUUGGUUCAUAUUUUGGAGCUGAGGUUUGUGUGGUGGAUUUGAACAGUGACUCCAAAACAGACCUUCUCUUGAUAUCUGCACCAACGUACAUGGAGCCUGACCGAGAGGGCAGAGUGUUUGUUUACACCUUUACGAGUCAGUUCAUUUUUUCCGGUGUGGUGCUGGUGGGAAUGGCAGGUCAGAGGGGUCGGUUUGGUUCUUCUCUGGCCAAUCCAGCAGAUCUGAAUGGUGAUGGUUUCAGAGAUGUGCUGAUUGGAGCUCCUCUGGAGGGGAAUGGACAGGGCAGCAUCUACGUCUUCAAUGGUGGAGUAGAUCAAAUAAAUCCCACAUAUUCACAGAGGAUUACUGGAUCAUCUGUGCGACCAGGUUUGCGGUUCUUUGGGAUUUCGUUGAGUCAGUCCUCUCUAGACCAGACUCAAGACAGCCUUCCUGAUAUUGCUGUUGGGUCCAUGGGAGAAGUUCUGCUUCUCAGGUCCAGACCCAUCAUGCUCUUGACCACAAAUGUAACUUACAACCCAUCCAAAAUACCAACCAGUGUAACAGACUGCUCAAAGCCAUUGCAGAACACCCUGACCGUGUGCUUCACCAUGAGUGGAUUCAAACACAGCCUAACAGGUUUGGCUGCAAAUAUUAAUUACACCAUAAUGCUGGAUGCCAAGCGACAGAAAUAUCGAGCAUAUUUCACAGCCAAAAACCGUCUCCACAAUGAUGUGAUGAACAUAAAAUUGCAGGAGGCUUGCAAAAGUCAUGCUUUCCUUAUAGAAGCUUGUCCAGAAGAUGCUCUGAAUCCAUUGUCCAGUGAGUUAACAUUCACAUUUGAGGGUCUUCCAUCUACAUCUAGAACAAUGCAAAACUUGAGGCCAGUACUGCUGCCGGAGAUAAAGACCACCACAGACCACAAUCUAGAUUUUGAGAUAAACUGCGGAACUGAUAAUCUGUGUGUUGAUGACCUCAGAAUGGAUUUCAAUUUCUCUGGAUCUACAAACAUAGAGGUUGGGAUCAUGCAGGAGAUCAAUGUGACAGUGUUUGUAGAGAACAGAGGAGAAAACUCAUACAACACAAUCUUCAUCCUAAACUACCCCUUUGGACUUUCCUACAGGAGAAUUACAUCUAAACAGGGCAGAGUGGAGUGUGUGUCUCUGGAUGGUGUGCAAGGAGUUAAACUAGGAAAAACCACCUGCUUCAUCAGUAAACCCAUCCUCAGGGACAACUCUCAGGUUGUCUUUGAGAUUACAUACAGCAUUAAUAAAGAAAGUACACUGGGCCAAAAUGUGACGUUUAAGGCUGAGGUCACAAGUGGGAAUGACAGACACUUGAGCAGCAGUGGAUUUUUUAAAAUGAAGACCAUUGGUGUCAAAUAUGCCAUCUAUAUUGCCUUGAUAAGGCAUGAAAAUUCCACCAUCCACAUUAAUUUUACUUCAGGGAAAAAGGAUCUUAUGAAACCAGUCCAGCAGAUAAUAAAGAUCGAAAAUGACCUAAGAGAAUUAACUUUCAAGGUUUUCAUCAAAGUACCAGUCAAAGUUGGUGAUGCUGACAUCUGGACGAAUUCAAGUCUGCAAAUAUUUGGCUGUAAGAGGGAGAACAUUCAGAAGCCUGUUUUCACCAAUUAUAUGGACAUUAUUAUAAGUCAACGCAUAGUGAACUGUUCUGUGGCGGUGUGUGCUGAGUUCAGCUGUGACGUCACUCUCAUAAAGAAUGAAAGGAUUCUCUAUAAUAUAACUGGCAAUGUCAGCUCUGGAUGGAUUGAGCAGACUGAACUCAGAGCUGCUGUUUUUCAGCUGGUCAGUUCAGCGUCUCUGGAUUAUAACAAGAACAAAUAUGUUUUCUUUUCCUCUGAUUCUCAACAAACUGCACCGUCUGUCCAGAUUAAUACUCAAGUGGAAGUGUACGAGGAGGCUGACCUGACUAAAGAGAUCAUUGGAGGAGUAAUAGGAGGACUGCUGCUACUGGCUCUCAUCACAGCUGCCCUCUAUAAGGCUGGAUUCUUCAAAAGCCAGUACAAGCAGAUGCUGGAGGAGGCUCAGGGGGACACAGAAGGACAGCCACAAUAAUCUGCUCUCAAACUGUUAGGAGAUGCUAGUGUGUUUUGUGUGUUUGAGGAUGAAACAUGAAUCACCUCAGAAAAAAAUAUUUCAGCCUGCUUUAAAACACUUUAUAAGAAUAACAUUUUGAACUUACGUCAUAUCAUUUCUCAUUAUGAUCUCAUCAGUGAGCUUAACAAUGAGUUACCACAAUGAAAGUAUUUCAAAUAUUGCUUAACUUCCUUCUUUGUUAUGAAAACUGAUGAAGAACUAUAGCAGAAGUAUUAGUAAUAUUGGACGAACUCACAAUUCUGAGUUCAUAUAUCACUUUUAUUCCUCUGAAUUCUGAGUUUACAUUUUGAGUUAGAAUUUUUUAAUCUACCGUUUUAAUUUUUUUAAUUUACAUAUCACAAUUCUUUUCCUCUAAGAAAACUUUUCCUCUAAGAAUUUAGAGAUUAUAUCUUGCAGUUCUGAGUUAAUAUCUCACAAUACUGAUUUUUGUUUUCUCAGAAUAGCAAGGAAAAAAGUCAGAAUUGUAUAGUAUCACAAUUCCUUUUUUUUUUUUUAUUCCAUGGCAGAAACAAAGGCUUAAAUAACAUAAUAGGGAUUUGCUCUGGGUGUAUUUAAUUAUUUAAUUUUUUUUACUGCUUUCUGCUUAAUACAGAAAUAUUAUUUUGCUAAAUGUUCUUAUUAUUUGCAGAUAAUGUUUAUAUAAACACACACACACAAACACAAACAAUGUUGUCAAAGCGUAAAAUAAAAGCGAAAAUGAAAUAUUUUUGGCCAUAUUGUCAUGCCCCUAGACUGUCUUUGUUUUGUUUUCUCUCCCCAUGUGCUCCGUGAUCCAGUUUCUCCCCUGUCAAAUUAGUCAUUCUGUUCACCUGUGUUCAUCCCAAUUACCUCAUUAUCCCAUGUAUUUUAGUUCCAGUCUGUGUGUUCCUCCUUUGUUGGCUCUAUAAGUUGUGUUUGUGUGUCAUACACCCUCUCCUUCUGUGUGGAUUUACCCUGUUUAUUGGAUUUAUUAAAAGACAGUUUUGUUUA
Messenger RNA from Onychostoma macrolepis, 4462 nucleotides. Its product is annotated as integrin alpha-X-like. Lineage: Eukaryota; Metazoa; Chordata; Actinopteri; Cypriniformes; Cyprinidae. Bases 59 to 3451 code for a protein of 1130 amino acids. Gene Ontology annotation, cellular component: external side of plasma membrane; integrin complex. Gene Ontology annotation, biological process: integrin-mediated signaling pathway; cell adhesion mediated by integrin; cell-cell adhesion. Gene Ontology annotation, molecular function: integrin binding. The record is from RefSeq and is a predicted model, not a curated record. The transcript is spliced from 30 exons.